AUGCUCUGGGCUGUCAUCCUCCAGAACCACGGGAUCCUCGUUGCCACCAAGUCGAUUGAAUCUACCGUUUUCUUCUUCAUCUCUUUGGAAAAGUGCUGCAAGGUCCAAAUGGUAGUGGACCAGGCCGCCACGGCUCGUGGACUUAAACCGCGUCUUAUUGACCCAGCAAGUGCGGUCCAGACAUGGGAACGCCUUGGGUCUGAGAUGGGGGGCUGGUUUAAUGGGAUUCCCGAGUUUCAGCUCUUGGAGCACGAAGAAGGAAAGAGAUUCGAGUAUGUUCCUGCACCCUAGGAGACUGU
Suillus fuscotomentosus is the source of this 299-nucleotide messenger RNA. RefSeq lists its product as uncharacterized. NCBI's taxonomy places the organism in Eukaryota, Fungi, Basidiomycota, Agaricomycetes, Boletales, Suillaceae. The record is from RefSeq and is a predicted model, not a curated record. Bases 1 to 291 code for a protein of 96 amino acids. The transcript is spliced from 3 exons.